AGGGGAACUCGUGCGGCCAGCAAUAUUGGUUACACACGGAAGUUAUGUAUGAACACCGGAAGUGCAACAUUUCCUUUCCGCCGCCAAACCGGGUGCUGUUUGCACGCGUGCCGAUUUCUUUUACAGAAAUCGCCUUUAAGUCAUUAAACAAAUAGGAUAUCACCUAAACAAUUAUGAAACCAAUUUUGCUACAGGGCCAUGAAAGGUCCAUCACACAGAUCAAAUACAACAGGGAGGGUGACCUACUGUUUUCUGUCGCAAAGGAUCCAGUGGCCAAUGUUUGGUAUUCUGUGAAUGGAGAGCGACUUGGCACGUAUAAUGGACACACUGGUGCUGUCUGGUGUGUGGAUUGUGACUGGGAUACCAAACAUGUUUUGACUGGAUCCGCUGACAACAGUUGCAGACUUUGGGACUGUGAGACUGGGAAACAGCUUGCUCUGCUGGAGACGAGUUCGGCUGUAAGGACCUGCGGCUUUGACUUCAGUGGAAACAUCAUCAUGUUCUCCACAGACAAACAGAUGGGCUACCAGUGCUACCUGAACUUCUUUGACCUCAGAGACCCUGCACAGAUUGAGGACAACCAGCCCUACGUGUCCAUGCCCUGCAGCGAGUCGAAGAUCACCAGUGCCGUCUGGGGUCCCCUCGGGGACUUUGUCAUCGCCGGCCAUGAGAAUGGAGAGAUCAACCAUUUCAGUGCCAAGUCUGGGGAGAUCCUGAAGACGGUGAAGGAACACACCAAGCAGAUCAACGACAUCCAGUCCUCCGUGGACCUCACCAUGAUCAUCACCGCCUCCAAAGACUGCUCCGCCAAGCUGUUUGACUCGACGUCACUGGACCACAUCAAGUCCUUCAAGACGGAGAGACCUGUUAACUCUGCUGCCAUUUCUCCUAUUAUGGACCAUGUGGUCAUGGGAGGUGGUCAGGAGGCCAUGGAGGUGACAACAACCUCUACCAGGAUCGGCAAGUUCGAGGCCAGGUUCUUCCAUGCUGCAUAUGAAGAGGAGUUUGGCAGAGUAAAGGGACACUUCGGUCCCAUCAACUGUGUGGCAUUCCACCCUGAUGGCAAAAGCUACAGCAGCGGAGGAGAGGACGGUUACACCAGAAUUCACUACUUCGACCCCCAGUACUUUGAUUUCGAGCUGGAGGUGUAGGCCACACCUGAAAACAGCAGACGCAUUCCCCCGGCGGCCAUUCCUGGACUGACUCCAGAUCAGUCCCCAUGGCUCCCUGUCAGCAUCACACUGCUAAGCGGCCCCAAUCAUCGGCUGCACCCGUGCAUUUGUGGUUUUUGUAUUAUUGGUUUUACAUCGAUACUUUACUCCCAAUAAGCCUUAAUCCAAGGUCUAUUAAAUUAAUGGAUUUCCCAAAUAAAUACUUGGCUAUUGAGGUACGACA
Molecule: messenger RNA, 1395 nt
Organism: Engraulis encrasicolus (European anchovy)
Lineage: Eukaryota; Metazoa; Chordata; Actinopteri; Clupeiformes; Engraulidae
Gene: eif3i
Product: eukaryotic translation initiation factor 3, subunit I
Exons: 11
Coding region: 174-1151 (325 amino acids)
Biological process (GO): cytoplasmic translational initiation
Cellular component (GO): eukaryotic translation initiation factor 3 complex, eIF3m; cytoplasm
Molecular function (GO): translation initiation factor activity; RNA binding; protein binding
Source: RefSeq, a predicted model, not a curated record